AUGCUUGAACUGGACCAGCAAGUGCAUGAUUACGAGGCGCAUAUAUUGCCCAGUCUGAGAAAAUAUAUCGAGCUCCGAAAGGGUCUGGAGGGUAAAUUCGAUGCGGUGCAGGAGCAGCAGCAACAUCGACUUCUCCACACCGUGCACGCUGGUCUCUAUGGCAGAGCGGGGCACGAAGGUCCACGUGUAUCCCGCUGGAUGUGGACAUGUAUCUCGCGCGCGAGGGCGACCUGA
Molecule: messenger RNA, 234 nt
Organism: Sparassis crispa
Lineage: Eukaryota; Fungi; Basidiomycota; Agaricomycetes; Polyporales; Sparassidaceae
Exons: 2
Coding region: 1-234 (77 amino acids)
Source: RefSeq, a predicted model, not a curated record